UGAAAAGUCGGGGCAGUUGACCGUCCCUACGAAAAAUGAUAGAACAGAGGUGUGAUUGUUCAUUUUCCGCUUCGACAGCACUGGAGUCGUGGCUUGUUUUUGCGAGUUGACGGCGAUAAUAAAGUGAAUUUGAGGCGUCUGAGAAACGGAAUGUUGUUUCCAUCAGAGACGCCGAGUAAUUCGGGACAUUUCCAAUGUCAGGCGAUGCUGAGCGGCUAGUGGGCUCAUAGACGUUACUGCUUGUUGAUGUGAGGCGUUUCUUUUCUUUUCACUUUUUCUCAUCGUCGUGUUUUUUGUUCGUUCUGAGCCUCUUUGGAGAUAUUUUCCAUAAAGCAGCUGUGAAGCAGGACAGCCACGUCAGCUGUCUAUACACUGAUAAACUCCGACAACAUCACAAGUUCUCCUGCGUUUUUGUUUUUUAGCUGAUAAUCCUCAGAGUGGUUUCUAAUGACAAUGGCUCCGAUGGGUAUCCGGCUGUCUCCGCUCGGAGUGGCGGUGUUCUGCCUGCUGGGAGUCGGCGUCAUCUACCACCUGUACGCCGGGGUCCUCUCAAACCAUCUGUCUUACUUCAGACAGAAGAAAAAGGUGGACCUAAGAGACCUGCUGGCUGUCUCUGUGGAGGCCGCACAACUUGGUGGGAAAGAGGUUAAAAGAGUACGCGAAGAAGAUACUCUCAACGAGAAGUCAAAGGGAGAAACAAAAGAGGGGGCCAAAGAGCUUCUGACCAUGGGGGACCUGCAGUCACACCGAAAGAUGUUUAAUCUGAUAAAAAACACGUUUCCUCAAAUCACAGUGUUCAGUGAAGAAAAAGACAGCAAAACAGAUUCAGUUACCUGGAGUGGCAACAUACCUGAAGACAUAUUAAAGCUGGAGAAAGGCAGAGAGAUUUCUCCUGACAGCAUCACUGUGUGGAUUGAUCCUUUGGAUGCUACUCAAGAAUACACAGAGAACUUGGUGAAAUAUGUGACCACUAUGGUGUGUGUAGCUCUAGAGGGUAAACCAGUCAUUGGAGUCAUACACCAACCCUUUACAGGUUUUACUGCCUGGGCAAUGGUAGGUCAGGGAACAAACAUGGAGCACAGAAUGUCCUACAAUCUCAACUCUCCAAAAGUGAUUGUAUCCCGGUCGCAUUCUGGAGAAGUGAAAAAUUUCCUUCACACUGCUUUUGGAAAUGCCACAGUAAUUCCAGCAGGGGGAGCAGGAUACAAGGUGCUGUCGCUGCUGAAGAUGCAUUCAGGCCAACCAGAGCCUAUAGAUGAAGCAGAUGUUUAUAUCCACAUCACCUACAUUAAGAAAUGGGAUAUCUGUGCUGGUGCAGCACUACUGAAUGCACUUGGAGGCCACAUGACCACUCUGAAGGGGGAGGAGAUUGACUACAGGGAAGAGCCAUUAAACAAGGGAGGACUGGUGGCCAGUGUUAAUGUGGCACAUAAGGACAUACUGGAGAAACUUCCAGACUGGGACCCUUCAAAGCACUGAAAGAGAAACAGAUCCAUUGGAGGCUCGAGCUUAACGUUAACCAACAUGGCCCCAAUGAGCAGGACUGUGACCAGUUGCUCCCAGUACACACUCCUCUUCUGCUACUUCAUCACUUAUUUUGGAGAAAUGGUACAUUUGUGUGCAAAACAGUCACUCACAGUAAAACGUGAAGAACAAUGGACCUUCCUCUGUCUCCCCCUUUCACCUUCAGAGGGGAACAGGGGGACUGUAAUGUGAAACUAUGGAGGACACAGCGAAAAUUGCAGGAGAGUGAAGCCCAGCUUUAUUUCCCUCCAUCUUAAAUCUUUUUUUCAUAUUUCAGAAGCACACAACACGUGUCUAGAUACCCGGAGAAUAUCAGAAAUUAACCAACCCUCUGGUGAUUUUUGGUGAGGUGCAAUUAAUAAAAUUCUAUCUGGAGAUGAAUUAAGUGGUUAUUACAUGAAAAUAUAUUUUUAUUCAAAGUCUUUUCAGAUCCUAUGAGCUUAAUUAUUUUAGAACAAGGCAACUGUUUGUAGGGAACUCAAACCCCGGCCAAGACAGGGUCUGUAAUUGAUUAAUUAAGCUUAAAGAAUGCUGAUAAGGCAAAAAAAUAACUUUAACAUUCUGUUAAAGUAGCAAUGGGUUCACAGAUUCACCAACCAGACUAUGAGCAACUUUUUACAUUCAUCGUUUGUAAAUUAAUUCGACAGCACAAGUCAAGUAACCCUUUUCUCGGCCUCACCACCUUCAGUCCAGUUUGAAAUUCGUCUUUCUUUUUUUCUAAUUAAAAGCUCUCUUGACUUUAGGCUGGUUAAAUAAAUUCCUCAUGUCUGCCUCCUUUGUACCUGGAAUAUGAGAUGAGGAUGUUAUUUAGGCUUUGGCAUCAUUUAGACUUUAGUUAUCAUCUAACUAUGCUUUCAUUGGUUGAAUUUAUUAUCUUGGUGAAUCUCUGUUUCUGGUAACAACGGGUCGUCUUUCUGUACUGUGUCUGUUAGAAUCCAAAUUGGGUUGUGUUUUUGUUUUUUUAAAGCUGUACAAUCAGUCAAGUUUGACUUUUAUGUUCAGUAGUAAAAAUACCAGCAGAGAUCUCUUACGGAUACGAAGAUAUUUCUCUAGAUGAUCGGUUUAGUUUGUUUUGAUACAGUUUUUAACAUGAUGUAGAUAAAAGUAUAUUAAGGUCAGAAGUUAAAUAUUGAAACAGCUCACAUGUUGACUUGAUCGUUCCGGAAGAGCCCGCUCACUGUGGUGAGGAAUGAUCUGUUUAUAACACUAAAACAUUGUAAAGCCAGAGCAGGUACAGUUGGACCCUUGUGUGCUAAAUUUCAAUUUUCUGAUUUGAGUGCCUUUGCAUGGAUAAAACCGCGUUGUCUCUGUAAGUUACAAUAGUUAUGCAGAAAGGAUAAGGUUCAUCAUGCAACAGCCAUGCAUGCUGUGAAAAUGACAUGGGCACUGUUUAGGGUGUUGCUUUUGGAUGCACCCCUGUAGGACUCCUGCAUGUGUAUGUUAAAAAAAAACUUUUACACAUCACAUUUGUGAAGUGCUUGAAAGUACUACUUGAAAAAAAAAAUUGUAUUUUUAAAAUUCAUUGUUGAAAGCUACAAUUAUAAAUGUAAGAAAAUAAAAAUAGUUCUGUAUGUAGAUGUUGGACCUGACCUCUGUAGACUGCUGCUCAUCUUUGCUUCAGGCUCCACAUGUUGAACUGAAAAUUGUAGCUGCUGGGUUGUAAUGUUGCUAACCUGCAGUGCUGCAGAGUGCAAUAAUUAAAGCGGUGAAACCAGCUUUGAACAGCACGGCGUGAGGAUAUGGGGACUCAUCCAAAUGGAUUCCUCCAAGGAGCACCAUGGGUGGCUCUCUGUCUUCUAAGUAGUCCUGCCAUCCAGACUCUGGAAGUUGUUUUACUCACGUCUUGAAGCAUUUGGAGGAACCUUAAACGUUGUGUUCAAUGCUUCUGUAAUCUGGGAGGAUUUAGCAGCAAUGCUCUUUUCCUAAACCCUUCGUAUUCCGCUUUCUUCACAUGGCUGCUGGCUUUAUAGCAUUCUCAUAUCUUUGUGUCUACCUCUCUGCCAUGUUUCACUUGUUCUCUUUAAAUUCAUGCAAUUUACAGUUUGAAAUUAGUAAAAAAAGCAAGAAGAGCGAUGAGGGAAACUUGAGUGUUUCUGAUCAGUAAAUGAGUUUACCUUACAGUAGUGUCUUCUGUUUACACCCAUAACAUGGUAAUUAAUGACAGUGAUAGAAAAGAUGGGAGAGCUGCUUAAUCUGUUUUUGUCUCUAAGAAGCGCAUAAAACAAUGUAGACCUUUAGAGUGUUCCUGAACAAAUGGGAAAUUACAAUCGGUUUUCUG
Molecule: messenger RNA, 3802 nt
Organism: Cyprinodon variegatus (sheepshead minnow)
Lineage: Eukaryota; Metazoa; Chordata; Actinopteri; Cyprinodontiformes; Cyprinodontidae
Gene: bpnt2
Product: inositol monophosphatase domain containing 1
Exons: 8
Coding region: 448-1479 (343 amino acids)
Biological process (GO): phosphatidylinositol phosphate biosynthetic process
Cellular component (GO): endomembrane system
Molecular function (GO): 3'-nucleotidase activity
Source: RefSeq, a predicted model, not a curated record